Diachasma alloeum is the source of this 1239-nucleotide messenger RNA. Its product is annotated as tetratricopeptide repeat protein 36. Gene Ontology annotation, biological process: cilium assembly. Gene Ontology annotation, molecular function: protein binding. The record is from RefSeq and is a predicted model, not a curated record. Lineage: Eukaryota; Metazoa; Arthropoda; Insecta; Hymenoptera; Braconidae. The transcript is spliced from 4 exons. The coding region runs from base 201 to 731 and encodes 176 amino acids.
CUGGAGACAGAUCAGUCGUGGAUUUUUCAGAGUUGGAGUGACAUAUGUUCAGUUUUUCUCGCCUCAGAACGUAAUCAGCUAGGGCAGUAUUGGACACCACGUGACACCCCUCGAAUGUUUUAUUUUGGCGGAAGAUUCUAAUCUGAAUUGAAUCGAAAGUGAAUUGAAGGCAUAAAUAGGUAACAUUUGAGAAAAGUGUCAUGCAACGACUGACUGAACACGACGAGGCCGUGCUGGACGCUAUUUUUGAUCCGCUCCAGCUAAUAUCCGAUGCAAAUAGGAUCAGUUCUGAUGAGCUUGUAGGCGAUCCAAACGAUGGAGUAGAUGAGAAAGUUUUGGAGCUGGUGAAAACUGGAAUCGAAACGGCGGAGGCCGGGAGAAUCGAUGAAGCGCUGAGGAUUUUUGAUGAGGCGAGGGAAAGGGCCCCCGAUGAUGCCUCGAUCUUGAAUGAUCGGGCGCAAGCUCUUCGACUCGCUGGACGAAUUAGCGACGCAUUGGAAAAUUUGAACGAAGCCUUGAGAAUGACCAACUCCCGGGGAAAAGUGGCUGGUAAGGCACUGUGUCAACGCGGUCUACUUCAUCGUCUCGCGGGUCGAGAGGACCAGGCCAAACAGGACUUCCAAGAAGCUGCUAAAAAUGGCUCCACUUUCGCACGCACUCAAUUGGUGCAUCUCAACCCCUACGCCGCCAUGUGCAAUGCCAUGCUCAAGGAAAUUAACUCAAAAUCCUAAAUUCAGCAUUCGUGUUUUACCCAAUUAAGAAUGUUUAUCCGAAACCGCAAGUACUCAGAAAAUUUUUAUUCAGUUUGAACUGAUGGACUUUGUUCAUUUAAAUGCAUUUCGUCAAAGCUAUUGCAACCAAUUUUCCUUAAUCAUCAGAAAUGAAGAUUUCAUGUGUUCCCCGUCAGUCUAAAAAAUGACAGAAUUUUCCCCGAACAUGAAAAAAUUAAAUUUUCGAAAAAUGGAUAAACAUCCUUAAUUGACUUGAUGAUGGAUAGAUUCCAAUAAUAAACGUCCCAUCCACUUUUAAUAAUGGUCAGGAAGCAAUUCAUAUUUACAGCUGAAAUGCGAUUGGAUUCUCAUCUAAAAUCGUUUGUAGUUGAUUGUAGAAUUCAGUACAUUUUUUCCCAUCGCCCUCUAUUUUUAUUUUUAUUUCUGGAAUCUUCCAGUAGGUGAACUAUCAAUUUGAAAAUAAAUUCCAUAAGAGCCCGUAUAUAAUAAAAAAAAUUGGUUCAUUUAA